This is a messenger RNA of Strongyloides ratti, 852 nucleotides long. RefSeq names its product Frag1/DRAM/Sfk1 family-containing protein. Lineage: Eukaryota; Metazoa; Nematoda; Chromadorea; Rhabditida; Strongyloididae. The record is from RefSeq and is a predicted model, not a curated record. The coding region runs from base 1 to 852 and encodes 283 amino acids. The transcript has 3 exons.
AUGAAAAAAUUAUGGUUACUACCAGUGCUUCAUGUAACUUUUGCAUGUUUAGCAUUUUUUUCAGGAUAUAUUAUAAUUGUAGCAAAAAAUCUUGUCAGUCCAUUAUUACCAUAUAUUAGUGAUGGUGGAGCUUAUCCACCAGAAAGUGGAGUUUUUGGACAAUUUCUUAAUAUAGCAGCUGCAAUUUUAGGAAUAGUUGUCUAUGUACGUUAUCAACAAUUAGAAAUAUUUUAUAACUACAAUAAAACUGAAGAUUUAUGGAAAAAAUUUAAUAUUACAUUACUUAUUAUAGGAUGGUUAUCAUCGUUUGGUAUGUCGAUUGUUGCAAAUUUUCAAGAAUAUUCUGUACCUAUGAUGCAUAUUAUUGGUGCAAUGUUAAGUUUUUUUGGUGGUAUUUUGUAUGUUUGGGGACACAUUUUUUUAACAAUUAAAAAAAAACCAAAAUUAACACCUAAAUGGUUAUUCAUUUUAAGAAUAAUAUUAGGUAUAUUAUCUUUAAUAUUUCUUAUAUUUCAUCUAAUUACUCAAUGGACUUUUGUAUUUGUUGAGAAAGAUAGUAAUGGAUUAUAUCCAACAUUACCAUCUUUUGACAAAUUUGAAGAAUAUCCUAAAGAUUCUCCAUUUUAUGCACGACAUUUAGUAACUACAUUCUCAGAAUGGAUACUUGUAUUAUCAUUAGAAGCUCAUUUUUUUUCCUAUUCAUUUGAAUUAAAAGAUUUUAUGGCAAAUAUAAUUACAGUUGAAUAUAGAGGAAUAACUACUAAUACUAAUGAUCGUUUUGAUAUAAGGACAAACAAAAUAAUCAGAAGACAAUCAGAUAUUUUUAUUUCAAAUGUAUUAGAAAGUUUUUAA